AUGGUGUGCACUGCGAGGGGACUCUGGAAAUGCGCAGCUGCUGGCGGCUCUCCAGCCCGGAGCUCCUUAGUCUUCCGCGGUGACACAGAAUCACUGGGUUCAUCCUCUUUCUUUUUCAUUCCUUGCUUCGUGGCAGGAUUUAGAUUUCGAGGAAGCUUGAGCUGCGGCCCUCUGGGUCGGACGGAGGCAGCUGAGCCUCUCCAGCAAGCCGCCCUCUGGUUCAGUUGCCGAGGCGACCGCGGUGACUGCGCAGAGUCUGCGCGAGUGGCCAGGCCUGUGCCGACGGGGCGCUGCCCUUUGGGUGCAUCCGCAUCUGCUGCUGUGAGCAAGGUCCUGUACCCACCUCUUUGCUUGCUCCAAGCCAGUGCACGGCCAUUCCCUUUUAGCGGUGGAAGCCUUUUCGGAUGUUUCCUUGAGUUUCACAAACGUUCCCUGGCUUCCUGGGCCGCCAGCGACUGGACUUCGAGUGGCCCUGCCCCGACGUGCAUCCUCCGCCCCUCUGCGGAGCUGACCCCUGGUGUCUCCGCAGAUGCUUCCUGGAAGAAAGGAAAGAAGAAGGCGAGGAGGCCAGGAGACGAUGAGCAAGUAUGGGGCGAAGAGCGCGUCUGGCUGCGAGGGCCCGCAGGGCCGGGGAGGAGAACUGGGCUGGAUUCCGGAAUGGACUCCCCUCUCUUCUUGAGCGCGCAGCAGGGAGCAGUGCAGCCAGCCCCGCCGCCUGAGUGGAUGGAGGGCACGAGGCCCUCGCCUGUGUCCCUUAGGGGUGACACCUACCGCCCUGCCUGUCGCGGUGGCCCAGGCCCUUCUCUCCCUGCAGGUGGCCCAUGCCGCCCCUGGCCGCCCACACUGUCCUCCACUCGGGCCCCUCCUCAGACGGUGGCGGGUGCGCUGCCUUCUGGCAUCUUCCGGUUCCCGCCCCACAUCCAGUCCUCCUGCAGAUCAGCAGGCAGCUCUCCUGGGCCUGCGGCUGCUCCAGGCCUCCCAUCUGCUCCUGGCCUCCCGUGGGCGCUAACUGUGGGGCUGCGGCCUGGGACCGUGGCUUUCCUCUCGGCCCCCAAAUGGCUUUCCUUGAGUGGCUCAGCCUCUCCAGACGAGGCUCCUCACGCGGGCAGAGGGCUGGGGUCCAGGGAUCCCCGCGCCCUUUCUGCAGGAUGUGCCCGGCCCCUCCAGCCUGCCCCUGCCCUGCCCUGGGGACAAGUAUCUGAGGUUUGCGUCCCUGUUUUUCUCCCUGUAGUUUUAGUCAUCUUGCAAGUUCCCUCCGAGCGUAGCUGUGCGGCGCCUGCCUCACCAGUCCGGCAGGCAGCGGGGCCCCCGGUGGGGUGCUGGUGCGCGAUCUCCCCGGGACGCAGCGCCCUCGAGCUCCCGCAGCAGCUCUGUUAA
Messenger RNA from Sapajus apella (tufted capuchin), 1377 nucleotides. Its product is annotated as translation initiation factor IF-2-like. The record is from RefSeq and is a predicted model, not a curated record. NCBI's taxonomy places the organism in Eukaryota, Metazoa, Chordata, Mammalia, Primates, Cebidae. The transcript has 3 exons. The coding region runs from base 1 to 1377 and encodes 458 amino acids.